This is a messenger RNA of Tinamus guttatus (white-throated tinamou), 1546 nucleotides long. The record is from RefSeq and is a predicted model, not a curated record. NCBI's taxonomy places the organism in Eukaryota, Metazoa, Chordata, Aves, Tinamiformes, Tinamidae.
GGAGAUAGGGGAGAACCUGGUAAUGAGGGCUACAAGGGUCAUGUAGGUCUUCCAGGGCUUAGAGGACCUAUUGGACAGCAGGGGCCUCCAGGAGAACCAGGUGAAAUGGGGGAACAAGGACCAAAAGGAGAAAGAGGUUCUGAAGGACCCACAGGGAAGAAAGGUGCUAUGGGUGAAGCAGGCAAACCUGGAAUUCCUGGAAAACCAGGGCCAAUAGGGCAAAAAGGAGCAAUUGGGUACCCUGGACCAGAAGGCGUUCCUGGGAACCCUGGAAAACCUGGACUGCCAGGGAAACCUGGCCAUAAGGGUAAUAAAGGAAACCCAGGAAUAACCGGUCUGGCAGGUUAUCCUGGAGCUCGAGGUCCCAAGGGAUUACCAGGCAUGCCAGGGGCCAUGGGAGCACCAGGACUAAAGGGUGAGAAAGGGCUUCAGGGUCAUACAGGAAAACGAGGCAAAAGAGGCCUUCCAGGAUCACCAGGUGACCAGGGGCCAGCAGGAGACACUGGACUGAAAGGACAGGCUGGAGAACAUGGAGAUCAAGGUUUGAUGGGGUUUCAAGGAUUCCCAGGUCCAAAAGGUCCUGCAGGCGACGGCGGCCUCAUUGGAAUUCUGGGACCGAAAGGUCCAACAGGACAAGUCGGAUACAUUGGCCCUGUUGGUCGAGAAGGUGCAACGGGUCCAACUGGCAGGCCUAAAGCAUGUUGGAUUAACAGUUUCUCUUUCUUGCAGGGACCCAGGGGAGAAAAGGGCAUACGGGGUGAAAUUGGCCCUCAGGGACCUCAGGGCCAGCCAGGGCCACCUGGACCGCCAGGACCACCAGGACCAAGAAAACAAGUGGACAUCAAUGCUGCUGUUCAAGCCUUGAUCCAGUCAAAUGCUGCACUGCAGAUGGAGAGAUACCAGAAUACUGAAGUAACUUUACUAGAUCACAGUACAGAGAUAUUCAGAACACUGCACUACCUUAGCAAUUUGCUGCACAGCAUCAAGAACCCUCUUGGCACUCGGGAUAAUCCAGCCCGCAUCUGCAGGGAUUUGCUUAACUGUGAAAGGAAAGUGUCGGAUGGAAAAUACUGGAUUGACCCAAAUAUUGGAUGUCCUUCUGAUGCCAUUGAAGUCUUCUGCAACUUCACUGCAGGUGGUCAGACGUGUUUAUCACCAAUGUCUGUGACAAAGCUGGAGUUUGGCGUUGGAAAGGUGCAGAUGAACUUUCUUCAUUUACUGAGCUCCGAAGCAACCCACAGCAUCACAGUCCACUGUCUGAACACACCGGUGUGGGGACUGAAUGAGGCAGGUGGCCAGAAAACGUCCAUUAGCUUCAAGGGAUGGAAUGGUCAAAUGUUUAAAGCAAAUACGCUACUUGAACCAAAGGUGCUUACGGAUGAAUGCAUGAUCCAAGACGGCAGCUGGCACAAGACGCAGUUCUCUUUUCACGCUCAGGACACUAGUCAGCUCCCGGUCGUUCAGAUUCACCUGCUCUCUCAUCUCAAACCAGGGCAACAGCACUUCGUAGAAAGUGGCUCAGUGUGCUUCCUUUAAGGCUCCUAUG